Molecule: messenger RNA, 1979 nt
Organism: Ananas comosus (pineapple)
Lineage: Eukaryota; Viridiplantae; Streptophyta; Magnoliopsida; Poales; Bromeliaceae
Product: vacuole membrane protein KMS1
Exons: 8
Coding region: 390-1700 (436 amino acids)
Source: RefSeq, a predicted model, not a curated record
UCCAGUCAUCAUCUAUUUAUAUUCGGAUACCCUCCUACAUACAAACAGAUACGGAAACAACGUUUUUCACGCCAUCUCUCUCUAACCCUGCUCCCUCUCUCUCUCUCUCUCUCUCUCUCUCUCUAGCGGAGAAGGAAAGAGCGGAGAUAUAAGGCUACGCCACGCGACGCUCAUUCUCUCCAUGGCAAUGGCGAUCUAGUGGAGAUCGUUGAUUUGAUCCACGAAACCCUAGGAAAAGGGAGCGCGUACCUUUCCCCCCCUCCGUGUUUUCUGUUCGGGCCUAGAUCCGGCGCUUCGAUUGCACGGCUCAGUGUGGAUCCGAUUCCGAUGCGAUUUUCCCAUCGCCGGGAGGGAAUCUAGGGUUUGUGCUCGGGGUUGGUUUGCGGAGGAUGGGGCGCAGGGGAGCGAUCGCCUCUAAACCACCGCCCAAGGACGAGGAUCCGUUGAUAUCAGAGCUUCGUGAAAGGCAUCGGUUGGAUCUAGAGAACUUGACACUGAUAACACAGCCAAUCAGGACAGUAAAACUAUUUGUAUUAGCUACGUUGCAGUAUUUAAAAAGGUCUUUUUUCUAUGUCCUGAGAAAUGGUGGUUGGCUUAAGGUCUUAAUCAUCUUGGUAGUGGCCACAUUCCUUCUUUUGACUGUUGAUGGCCCACAUGAAAAGCAUGUCCAAGAGCUUCUUAAUUAUGCCAGAUAUGGAUUGUGGUGGAUAUCUCUAGGAGUGGCAUCAUCAAUUGGACUAGGUUCUGGUUUACACACAUUUGUGCUGUAUUUAGGCCCUCAUAUUGCAUUUUUCACAAUCAAAGCUCUACAAUGUGGACGAGUUGAUUUGAAAGCUGCUCCAUAUGACACCAUACUACUUAAAAAGGGACCUUCAUGGCUUGAAAAGGAUUGCUCAGAAUUUGGACCUCCACUAUAUCCGCCGUCGUCCAGUUCAUUAGUUAGGAUUCCAGUCAGCAAAAUACUAACUCAGGUUCAGCUAGAAGCUAUUCUUUGGGGCAUUGGAACUGCACUUGGGGAGCUUCCUCCCUAUUUUAUCUCACGAGCAGCACGCUUGUCUGGAAGUAAAGUAGAUGCUGUCGAGGAACUGGAUGCUGCUUCUUCAGAAGAUGGAUUUAUAUCUGCAACACUCACCAAAUCCAAACGCUGGCUUCUUUCUCACUCACAACAUCUCAACUUCUUAACUAUUUUAUUACUUGCUUCGAUUCCAAACCCUCUUUUUGAUCUUGCUGGUAUUAUGUGUGGCCAAUUCGGCAUCCCAUUCUGGAAGUUCUUUCUUGCGACCUUAAUUGGAAAGGCAAUUUUCAAGACUCACAUCCAGACGGUAUUUAUCAUCUCUGUGUGCAACAACCAACUCCUAGAAUUAGUGGAGAACAGGUUAAUUUGGGUACUCGGUUUCUUCCCUGGAUUUUCCGACAUGCUGCCCACCAUGAUUGAUAAGUUGCACAUGGUCAAGGAUAAGUAUUUAUCAGCUCCUGCUCCUGCCUUACCUUCUGCAACAACCAAGGGAAAGAAGUGGAAACUCUCAUUCCCUCUGGUCUGGAAUUCAUUGGUAUGGCUCAUGCUCAUAAAUUUCUUUGUCAAGAUUAUGACCUCCACGGCACAGAGACAUCUAAAGAAGCAACAAGAGUUGGAGUUGGCUAACAAGCUAUUGGAACAAAAGCAAUCCAUGACCAAGUCGAACGGUGUGACUGACAUGUGAUUGUCUUCUAUUUCUUUCCCCAAUUCAUCGCCUAUAUUGGUGGAAGCCGUGAUUAUAUUUAACAAUGGCAUGCCAUCAAACACCUUUCACAUUCUUACUCUGCUCAAGAAACUACUAGAUCUGGGCCGGGAUAAUUAUUCAUGUUAUCGAUAUACCUUUGAUGCUGAUAGGGUCUGUUCGAAAUUGUUCCUACAGGGACAUUCUUGUUUAUUGUUAGGAAGCUGUACACAGAAUUACUAUAGUUUAUGAUUCUAAUGAUGAGAAGAGAGAAUUUCCUUA